Miscanthus lutarioriparius is the source of this 360-nucleotide messenger RNA. NCBI's taxonomy places the organism in Eukaryota, Viridiplantae, Streptophyta, Magnoliopsida, Poales, Poaceae. The record is from the annotation of a GenBank genome assembly.
AUGGCGUGGCGAGGUCCCGCCACCCGGGCCGUCCUCGCCACCGUCCGCCGCCCGGCCGCACGCCUCCACGCCCCGCGACCGUUCGCGGCCCCGCGCCGCCGCGUCCCGUCCGCCUUCGCCACCUCCUCCUCCCCGCUCCCGUCCGCGCGGCCUCUGGCAGCGAUGAUGGGGUCCCCGGUGACGGUGGCCGCGGUGAUGGCGCGUCUCACGGCGCACCCCGGUGCCAGCGCGCGGGCGUGCUGCGAGCUUUCCCAGGUUGGCACCACCAAUCCAAAUGUUUUCUAUGACUGUCGCAUAACACUUACUACUUACAGAGUUUCAGUUCUCAUAGUUUCUACUGUUCUUGGAUUCAUUUUCUAA